GGUAAUGUUUUUUGGCCAUAUGCAGGAACACUGUUGUAUUUGAAGACGUUAAAUGAAGAUAUGGCUUUCAGAAGUGCUUGCACAAGGGAAGACGUGAGCAAGCUUCCUGUUUAGCACCUGGAGCAGAUGCCUUCACUCUUCCGUUUCUUGAAGUAGGUGGAGGUGGAGCGAAACAAUCGAGCAGACUCUGCACAAUCUGCUACUGUUCACCGCACCCAACCUGUCAUGUGGCGCUCCUCGGCAUUCGACCGCACAGAUCUCCGUGCACGUUUGUGUGCGCCGUUUUGUUAUUGCAUGUUGUAGUCGGUUGCUGGUACAGUUGGAGAUUGGCGCGUGGACUGCCGCGUGUUUUAUCUCUAGUCAGAGCCACUCGAGUGAGUCUGACGGUGCUCAGGCCCUUUGCUGUGCCACAUGGAUAGAAUGUCUAGCGGGAUGCUAUGGGUUCUCGGUGUCCUCCUGUGUCUGUGUGUGUUUUGCCAAGGUCGAGCAGAGACUUCCGUUGGCUGUACAGUCUGUGUGAAAGCGUCGGUGCUGUGCCCCACCAUGAAGCGUGAGGAGAAGACUCAUAAACUCCUGAAGAAUGGACAGCAGCUGCAUUUGGUGAACUACCACAGCAAACAGAACCAGUCCCGGAAGGUCCUCGACAACAGCGAGGUUAGCCAGCAUUAUAUGAACCAAUCGGAUAAGAGCUCUUACUUUGAGAUCUCCCAGCUGAACCUCAACUCUUCUGGGCUGUAUACCUGCGAGGUCUGCGCCAUCUACCCACCACCGAUCUCUUGUAAAGAGAACUCAACAGCUGUCGUGUUCACUGAGCACACCUGUCCUGCCGAGGACCCCCCCUGUCCGGGGAACGCCAGCUCCCCCACCUCCCCACCCAAGAUCAGGUCUUUCACUGACCAAACCAGCAUCCCUCUACUGGUGGCAUUCGGGUUGGUUACCCUCUAUGGUCUCGUCCUCACCCCUGUCACCAUCAAAUUCUGGAGAACAUCGAGGAAGUCACAAUAUGAAGAUCACGACUACAUAAACAUGAGACUGUUCGGCCGACGGAAGUUCAACGGAGUCCAGCACCCAGUCCACCUAGGAAAACAUUAAUGUGCAACGUCAGCAUGGAAAUGCUUGCGGAAGGCCAUUCCUCCACCCUUAGGGAAGCAUCAGUAACCUGUACAAGCCUCAUGUCAUGCACAAACUGACAAAAAUCUAGUUUGGCUCCUGGGGAGUAUGUGGUCUAGUGACAAACCAGGGUAAGUUAACGCAGAAUACGUGGUAAACCUCCUAAUAGAGGAGCCCUAUGCCUUUGUUUUGCUUGGAAUAUGAAGCUUCUAUUGGAAGGUUUAGGCUACCUACUCUGAGUUACUCUGAGGUUUGUCACUAAACCACGUUCUUGGAAUACCCGCCUGGUGCGACUGUGGUGUGUUGAUAUGAUUCUGUGGGCGAGUCUGCUCCAUUAGAGUCAUCAAAAAUGGCCUUAACAAUCCACUGAGCUCACUUACCUGUGAAUCAAGUAUGGGUUCUGAUUCAAAAUAAUGACUGUUCCUGAGAAUAAAAGCCUAAUGUGUAGGUAAGGAAUAGGCCUAAUUGUCAAGUAGGCCUACCUUUGUGUGUAUAUUUAUCUGUGUAUUUUAUCCAUGUGUUUGUGUAAAAUCAUUUAUUUCCAUUUUAGAAAUAGUUUCUGAUAGGUUUAUGUCUCAACAUGGUUUGUAUGUAUUUGCAUUUUUGCGAUUUUCUGGAAGCAACCAACACAUGCUAAUUUAACAAGUUCUGACUAUGUCAUUUGACAGUCUAACAAUGUGGUUAAAAGUGAAAACAUUUUACACAGACUUGUUAUCUAUGUGUUUGCCACGAAAGGAAGUCUGUGGGGAGGUUUUCUCGACGCAGUGAGACCCCUCUUCUGCUUAGUUUGUCAGCCACCCCCAAAGCCCCAACCAAUAAUACAUGUCAAACUGCAACCAGAGGGCUAUUCCAUCCAAUCGUGGCUUAUUUUAAAGUCUCAAUAAUUGAAGUGAGAGUUCCGUUCCAUUACUGUGGCUUAGAGGAUUCCGUGAGCAGUAACCAAGGUAAUUUAUAUCGCUAAACUAGCCUGCUGCUUGUUAAUUCAGCUGUGUUUCAGGGGUUAAAUCGGGGCCCAUGACUCAUAAUCACAUUUCAGGGCUUGAACAAAUGGGACUCAAUGCUACUCUUUGCCUGUAUAGGCCUACUUGAUUAAAGCUUAUUGAUGAAGGCCAAUUACAUUUCUGUUAUUAAAAAUGGUUCAUGACUGAUCAA
Clupea harengus (Atlantic herring) is the source of this 2262-nucleotide messenger RNA. RefSeq lists its product as uncharacterized. NCBI's taxonomy places the organism in Eukaryota, Metazoa, Chordata, Actinopteri, Clupeiformes, Clupeidae. The record is from RefSeq and is a predicted model, not a curated record. Gene Ontology annotation, biological process: T cell receptor signaling pathway; regulation of T cell proliferation. Gene Ontology annotation, cellular component: external side of plasma membrane.